AUGAAGCUGUAUCUUGUUGGAGGAUCUUUUGGACUCCGUGAAUUUGCUCAAAUUAGAUAUGAUGUCCACAAACUACAUGGCAAGGUUGAUCCAGCUUUGAAAGAAAAAUUAAAACAGAACACUGUAACACUGGAAUCUGAAUAUGAGAAGCUGGAAAAGUCUGACUUGGAUAACUGGGAGAACAUCAGAGGACCCCGUCUGUGGGAAGAUUCCAGGACUGUUCAGAAGCAACGGCGGGAGGCUGCCGGUCUCAAGACAGAGUGA
Messenger RNA from Balearica regulorum gibbericeps (East African grey crowned-crane), 264 nucleotides. Lineage: Eukaryota; Metazoa; Chordata; Aves; Gruiformes; Gruidae. The record is from RefSeq and is a predicted model, not a curated record.